Annulohypoxylon maeteangense is the source of this 2055-nucleotide messenger RNA. Its product is annotated as glycoside hydrolase family 43 protein. The record is from RefSeq and is a predicted model, not a curated record. Gene Ontology annotation, molecular function: hydrolase activity, hydrolyzing O-glycosyl compounds. NCBI's taxonomy places the organism in Eukaryota, Fungi, Ascomycota, Sordariomycetes, Xylariales, Hypoxylaceae. Gene Ontology annotation, biological process: carbohydrate metabolic process. The coding region runs from base 261 to 1877 and encodes 538 amino acids. The transcript is spliced from 3 exons.
UCCAAGGGAAUCCAGCUCAAUUUGGGGUCUAUCCGCUCGUAUCAUAAUAGGGAUUGUUAUAUUGCGAUUGGAGCAUUCAACAAUAAUUCUAUAUCCAGAGCAUAGUCGAACAGUAAAACCUGUAUUGAUGAUAGAGUUGAACCCCAGUAUAUAGCCGACUAGGCCUCGCAUACUCGAUCGAACAAAAAACAUGAUGAAUCGCUGGGUUGUACUCCGCCAAACGCCGAGAGUGAUAGACGGGUUCCCAUAAAUCUUACAGGAUGUUGUUCAGGAGCCUAACUCUCACUUUGGCAUUUAGCAUUGCCCCCUUCGUGCUUUCGGGGGCAAUGCCGCGCGACCGUCACGAUGGCGAACCCACCGUGAAAUCAUCGGUCGCGCUGGCCGCGGACACUUUUACCAACCCAGUGCUCUGGGAAGACUUGGCGGACCUGGAUAUCUUCCGGGUUGACGAUGCUUGGUAUUACUCCGCUUCAACGAUGCAUUACUCCCCAGGUGCUCCAGUUCUCCGAUCCUACGAUCUUGUUAAUUGGGAGUACAUCGGGCACUCGGUUCCGACGUUAGAGUGGGCUUCGAAGUACAACCUCACGGGAAAUGAGCGAGCAUACGUGAAAGGAAUCUGGGCUUCGACUAUGCGCUACAGGCCCAGCAACAAGAAAUGGUAUUGGCUUGGAUGUAUCGAAUCUGGAAAGACAUAUGUCUAUACAGCCCCAGACGCCGCCGGUCCGUGGAGUUUAGCAUCAACUCUCAACACGUGCUUUUACGACGCGGGUCUUUUGAUCGACGAUGACGACACCAUGUACGUUGCUUAUGGAAAUACACGACUAUCGGUAGCCCAACUUUCACCAGACGGUCUUAGCAUUGUCAAGACCCAACAAGUUUAUUCGUCGCCAGGUAACAUCGGUACACUUGAGGGCAGCCGGAUGUAUAAGUAUAAUGGGCAAUACUACAUCCUCACAACCAGGCCGGCCAGUUCAGAGUACGUUCUCAAGGCAUCCAGCCCUUUUGGUAGUUAUAGCAUCAAAAUUCUCGCCAACAGUCUUUCUCCGCCAGCCGCUGGAGGUGGAAAUCCUCACCAAGGGGGUAUUGUCGACACCCCAAAUGGAGAUUGGUACUACAUGGCCUUCGAAGAUGCAUAUCCAGGAGGCCGAAUCCCCGUUUUGGCUCCUAUCACCUGGGGUUCAGACGGCUUCCCAACUCUCACAACAUCAGGUGGUGGCUGGGGCGUCACAUAUCCAUUGCCUGUGCCGGCCCAUCCGUUGCCCUCAACACUCGGCACGGAUUCCUUCUCGGGAACGGCAUUAAGUCACCAGUGGGAGUGGAAUCAUAAUCCAGAUACAUCCAAGUUCAGUGUUAGCGACGGCUUAACACUGCAGACUGCCACAGUCACGAAUGACCUAUACGCCGCGCGCAACACGCUCACUCAUCGAAUCCACGGCCCAAUCUCGACCGCGACAAUUAUUAUCGACACGGCAGAUAUGGCUGACGGAGAUCGGGCCGGCCUCUCCCUCUUCCGAGAUCAAUCAGCAUGGAUUGGGAUUUUGAACGACGGUGGGGUGCUCAAGGUGGGUAUGGUGAACAGCAUUGCCAUGGAUUCGUCAUGGAGGACAACGAACACAGGAAGAACAGCCGCAACAGUCGAUGCCACCAAAGGCAAGAUUUACCUCCGCGGCACUGUCAAUAUCAACCCCGGUGCUGGUCGUACAGGAUCUUUCAGUUACAGCACCGACGGGACCACCUUCAAAGACUUGGGCACGGCAAUCACGUUGACUACCGAUUGGCACUAUUUCCUAGGAUACAGAUGGGGCAUAUUCAAUUUCGCUACCAAGGCGCUUGGCGGUUCUGUAAAGGUGAGCUCUUUUACGCAGGAGGCGUCUUAGCUUAUGUGAUGUUUUGUACAUGGGUCGUAAAGUUUUAUAUGCAGCUGUCUACAUCUUUACUUUCCUAAGAAUACGUUUAAUUUAGUACUAUGCAAAAUUAUGAAAAAAGAAAGGGAGACUGGUCCCCCCUUUCCUGAGAUGUACCCCACUUCACUGUGGCUGUGCUAGAAUGCCUAAU